Molecule: messenger RNA, 1269 nt
Organism: Pochonia chlamydosporia 170
Lineage: Eukaryota; Fungi; Ascomycota; Sordariomycetes; Hypocreales; Clavicipitaceae
Product: SpvB domain-containing protein
Exons: 1
Coding region: 1-1269 (422 amino acids)
Source: RefSeq, a predicted model, not a curated record
AUGCCAUUCGUCGCCAACACCCCCGAAUCACACCUUGACCGCGCCGAUUCCAAGAACCCAAGUUCGACAUGUCGUGGUAUAACUUCGAACGGGAGGCCGUGUAGACGGCCCAUCAGCAGGCCUUCCCAGGCUUCGCUAGCACCCAGAAACCGAUGGCCGAAGAUAGAUCUAAGCGACGAGAGCCUGUAUUGCUGGCAGCAUAAGGAACAAGCCAGCCACAGUGCAAAAUCAAGUCCGGGGCCAAGACGAACUACAAAACCUAUCCUAGAGGAACGCUCGAGCUUGGAUACACUCGCAGACCGUCUGGGAGUGGUACAUCUUCAGGAGAAGAAUACAUUGCGGCAGAGUGCACAACAUGCGAGACCGCCAUCAAAUACGACAGUAAAGGCAUCACGGCCAAAAGCACCACCGAAGCUUCAGUUUUGCUUCUGCUUCACCAUACCACUCGAAGAAGUGAACGAACCUGCGCGACCGAAGCCACGACCGCAACCGGAACCGAUCCAAAAACCAGCUUCGGCGUCCAUGCCAAAUCUGCAGAACAGACCUUAUCGGAAUGGCAAAUCGGAAAGUUACCAGAGAACUGUGACGCCAAACGCCUCACCAGGCAAGGCAUCCUAUCGGUCAGGCCGAUCAGCGACUUCACAAACCGCACAGUUCAAAGAUUUGAUCCCAGAUUCGCUAGACAUGACAACGGCUUCGGCACUCAUGACUGAACUUGCCAAGCCGCAUACGGAUUCAGAAGAGGCUGGUUACAUUUACAUGUUUUGGCUGACCCCUGCGUCAAAGCAAUCUCCACCACCUGUCGCUGCGGCUCGAUCAUUAUUAGCACCGCCAUCGUCAUAUCCUGCGCGCUCACGGCGACCAAGUGACGUUGUUUCGACCUUUGCAGACCCAAGCGACAAGGGCGACAAGAAGACAAUGCUACUCAAGAUAGGGCGUGCAGCAAAUGUACAGCGGAGAAUGAAUCAGUGGCAACGACAAUGUGGAUAUGACAUUGAGAUGCUGCGAUACUACCCUUAUGUGGCGGCCGUGAAUGACGGCCCUGGCAUGAGCCGCACGCCUCGCAUGACGCCGCACUGUCGACGGGUCGAACGCUUGAUUCAUAUUGAAUUAGCUGGGAUGGGGUUACGUGCAGAUAUGUCGCUAUGCGACGCAUGUGGGAGAGAUCAUCGAGAGUGGUUCGAGGUGAAGGCUACAAGGGAUGGUAUAAGGAAGGUGGACGAGGUGAUUCGGCGAUGGGUCGAUUGGGAUGAGACUGGCUUGGAUUGA